CUGGCUUUUUGUCCUCCCCUCUUCGUUGUCUGGGGCAUUGCUUGUUACUACUAUUGUUGCUGUCGGUUAGCAGAAUGAACAGACUUUGCUAUCGAGGCUUUUGUGCGACAAUACUUAUCUUCUGAUCUUCUACUCAGUACGGAGUACAGCGGUAUCUUGUUUGACCGCUUCUCGCAUCAUGGCGCGUGUGCCCGUGAUUGGCAGGCUGUUUUGGUUUGAAUACCUUGCCCUUCUUGCUUCGUUCGUCCUGGUACUGCUGGAAUGGGUGAUCCAUAUCAUUACAUUUUGUCUACCGGACCCCGUUAUCAACUUCUGCUAUGACCGGUCCAAGACCAUCUUUAACAUUUUCGCCUCCUCCCCCGAUGACCCGGGCCAGCGCAGCCGGGAAGAGCGGACAGCGGCGUCGGUGGCACAGGCCUCUGAUUUCGCGGAUAUCUGCGCCCUUUUCGGCUACGAAGCCGAGGAACACAUCGUCCAGACCCGCGAUGGCUACCUGCUGGGUCUGCACCGCCUGCCCUACCGCAAAGGGGAGGAAAAGCAGGGCUUGCGCGUCAACCAGGGGAAGGACAGCGUGCGCAAGAAGGCCGUCUACCUCCACCACGGACUGCUGAUGUGCAGCGAAGUGUGGGUGUGUUUGUCGGAGGAGGAGCGAUGCCUCCCGUUCCAAUUGGUGGAGCAGGGCUACGACGUGUGGCUGGGCAACAACCGCGGCAACAAGUACUCGAAAAAAUCCGUCAAGUAUUCCCCGCUGUCGACCGAGUUCUGGGACUUCUCCAUCGACAACUUCGCCUUCCACGACAUCCCGGACAGCAUCCAGUACAUCCUGGACGUGACGGCGCAGCCGUCCCUGUCGUAUAUUGGGUUCUCGCAGGGCACGGCGCAGGCGUUCGCGACCUUCUCCAUCCACCCGCUGCUGAACGAGAAGAUCGACGUCUUUGUGGCGCUGGCGCCGGCAAUGGCGCCGACAGGUCUGCCGAACCGCAUCGUCGACUCGCUCAUGAAAGCGUCGCCCAACUUCCUGUUUCUGCUCUUCGGACGGCGGAGCAUCCUCAGCUCAACGACAAUGUGGCAGAGCGUCGUGUACCCGCCCAUCUUCGUGCGCGUCAUCGACAGCGCGCUGUCAAUCCUCUUCAACUGGAAGUGCCGCAACAUCAGCCGGUGGCAGAAGAUGGCGGCCUACAUGCACCUGUUCUCGUUCACGAGCACCAAGUCCGUCGUGCACUGGUUCCAGAUCAUCCGGCACCAGAACUUCCAGUUCUACGACGACGAGAUCCACGCGCCGUUCAGCGUCGCUGUCAGCGAGCGCUUCUACAAGCCGGUCAAGUACCCGACCAAGAACAUCAAGACGCCUAUCGUGCUGCUGUACGGCGGCGAGGACAGCCUCGUGGACAUCAAUGUCAUGCUGAAGGAGCUUCCGCGCACGACGGUGACUACCAAGAUCGCCAACUACGAGCACCUCGAUUUCCUCUGGGCUCACGACGUGGAUCGACAGGUGUUUGGCCAUGUGUUCGAGGCGCUUGAGCGGUAUGGCGGUGAAAGCCAGCCACUGUCGGAGAAGAAGGUGGAUCAGGUGAACGGCACGGCGGACCAUUAACAGCUGGCUCUCCCGCGGUUCCUUUUCCGAGUCGUGCAGUUAUUUCAUAUUUAUUCACUUCUUUGCUAUUUUCUUUCCUUCACCUUUUUAUAUAUUGUAUCCUUUCCCCACCAUGAUGGCCGUGGCCCUGAUUGAUUCGGGCUUGCGGACCUCAUGUAUAUAUCCCACCAUGUAUAGACCUUAGUUAUGCUUUGCUGUGCCCUCCCAUAUUUGUUACAAUAGACCAACCAAUCCAUUUC
Aspergillus campestris IBT 28561 is the source of this 1833-nucleotide messenger RNA. RefSeq names its product sterol esterase. The transcript has 2 exons. The coding region runs from base 179 to 1594 and encodes 471 amino acids. Gene Ontology annotation, biological process: lipid metabolic process. Lineage: Eukaryota; Fungi; Ascomycota; Eurotiomycetes; Eurotiales; Aspergillaceae. The record is from RefSeq and is a predicted model, not a curated record.